AUGACGACAGUUGUCAAACGAUUGUCUCAAUCAGUGGUUAAUUGUCUCAACAAUUGGUUUGUCUGCCGAUCGACAGCCGAAGACGCGAUGCGAUUCCGGGGUCUCAUCACUGAUGGACAACAGAUCCAGUCAUUGAUUAAAGUGUUUCAAUCUGUGGCCAAAUUUUGGGACACUUUUUACGUGAAGUUAUCGGAAAAGUCGAUUCAUUUAAUCAGCGAUCGAUCCAACAGUUUGUCCCCAUUUGUGGUCAAAUGUGAUCUCAAUUGUGACGACUAUUUCCAGGAGUAUGUCUUCCGUGGCGUCAGCGCCGACAGGAAUCACAUCUACUUCGAGAUGCGCUCCGAUUGUGUCCAACAAGUGAUGUCUUCAUUGAUGCCAAUCAUUAAGUCGUUGAAACUGAAGCUAACGAACAGAUCCAACGCUCACGUGUUGGCCAUCGGAGUCGAGUACCCGACCAACGACUCCGACAGAUAUGUCUCCCACGACAUCAAAGUGGAGAUCAUUAAAACCCAAUACUGGGACCAAAUCUGUGGCUUAGAUUCCGGCACUUAUGACUUGUCUUUCUUUCUGCCGGAGAGUCUGACAGUGAUGUCGACGAUUGAACGGCUCAACGAGUUGUGCGCUUUCGUUGUGCUUAAAGCGCGAGUCAGUGGAGACAACAAAACCAUUUUGACGAUUACCGCAGAAACCGAUUCAAUCGCUCUGAAGACCAAAUUCACGGAUUUAGAGCUCAACACCACUGAUGACAGCUCUUUCAACGACGACAGGCAUUGGGUUUCGGUUCGCGUUUCGUUGACUUAA
Messenger RNA from Medioppia subpectinata, 801 nucleotides. The record is from the annotation of a GenBank genome assembly. Lineage: Eukaryota; Metazoa; Arthropoda; Arachnida; Sarcoptiformes; Oppiidae.